CUACAAGGUGGGGUCCGAAGACCCUGUAUUAAGCACCCAUAGUCAACUGGGGAUACAACCCCUAAAGACAGCACACCCACCAUGUUUAACCUCAUGAAGAAAGAUAAGGACAAAGAUGGCGGGCGGAAGGAGAAGAAGGAAAAAAAGGAGAAGAAGGAGAGGAUGUCUGCUGCAGAACUGCGGAGCCUGGAAGAGAUGAGCAUGCGCCGUGGCUUUUUCAACUUGAACCGGUCCUCCAAGCGGGAAUCCAAGACGCGCCUGGAAAUCUCCAACCCCAUCCCUAUCAAGGUGGCCAGUGGCUCUGAUCUGCACUUGACCGACAUUGACUCUGACAGCAAUAGGGGUAGCAUCAUCCUGGACUCAGGCCACCUAAGCACAGCUAGCUCCAGUGAUGACCUCAAGGGUGAAGAAGGCAGCUUCCGGGGCUCUGUGCUGCAGCGGGCAGCCAAGUUUGGUUCACUGGCCAAGCAGAACUCUCAGAUGAUUGUCAAACGUUUUUCCUUCUCUCAACGGAGCCGGGAUGAGAGUGCCUCAGAGACCUCAACCCCCUCAGAGCACUCUGCAGCCCCAUCACCUCAGGUAGAGGUGAGGACGCUUGAGGGACAGCUAAUACAGCAUUCUGCGCUAGGCAUCCCUCGACCAGGACCACGAUCUCGAGUCCCUGAGCUGGUAACAAAAAGAUUCCCAGCUGACCUACGUCUCCCUGCUCUGGUACCUCCACCACCUCCUGCUCUCCGGGAGCUGGAGUUACAGCGACGACCCACAGGAGACUUUGGCUUCUCACUGAGGCGCACAACCAUGCUGGACCGGGCCCCUGAGGGUCAGGCAUAUCGACGGGUGGUUCACUUUGCUGAGCCAGGGGCAGGCACCAAGGACCUGGCCUUGGGGCUGGUGCCAGGAGAUCGACUGGUGGAGAUUAAUGGACAGAAUGUGGAGAAUAAGUCCAGGGAUGAAAUCGUGGAGAUGAUCCGGCAGUCUGGGGAGAGCGUGCGGCUCAAAGUACAGCCCAUCCCAGAGCUUAGCGAGCUGAGCCGGAGCUGGCUUCGGACUGGCGAGGGACACCGCAGGGAGCCGGCUGAUCUGGACCCCGAGGCCGCCUCUCCUGCCCACAGCCAGGCCAAGUCGGAAGAGCAGAUUGCCGCUGAGGAGGCCUGGUAUGAGACGGAGAAGGUGUGGCUGGUCCAUAGGGAUGGAUUCUCCUUAGCCAGCCAGCUCAAGUCAGAGGAGCUCAGCCCACCUGAGGGAAAGGUGCGUGUGAAACUGGACCAUGAUGGAGCUGUCCUGGACGUGGAUGAAGAUGAUAUAGAGAAGGCUAAUGCUCCCUCGUGUGACCGGCUUGAAGAUCUGGCCUCACUGGUGUACCUCAACGAGUCUAGCGUCCUGCAUACACUGCGCCAGCGCUAUGGGGCUAGCCUGCUACACACCUAUGCUGGCCCUAGCCUGCUUGUCCUUAGCCCCCGAGGGGCUCCUGCUGUGUAUUCAGAGAAGGUGAUGCACAUGUUCAAGGGGUGUCGGCGGGAGGACAUGGCACCCCACAUCUACGCGGUAGCCCAGACUGCAUAUAGGGCGAUGUUGAUGAGUCGUCAGGACCAGUCCAUUGUCCUUCUGGGUAGUAGUGGCAGUGGCAAGACUACCAGCUUUCAGCAUCUGGUGCAGUAUCUGGCUACCAUUGCGGGCACCAGCGGGACCAAGGUGUUCUCAGUGGAGAAGUGGCAGGCUCUGUCCACCCUCCUUGAAGCCUUUGGGAACAGCCCGACCAUCAUGAAUGGCAGUGCCACCCGCUUCUCCCAGAUCCUCUCCCUGGACUUUGACCAAGCUGGCCAGGUGGCUUCGGCCUCCAUCCAGACAAUGCUCCUGGAGAAGCUGCGUGUGGCCCGACGCCCAGCCAGUGAGGCUACUUUCAAUGUCUUCUACUACUUGCUGGCCUGUGGGGAUGCCACCCUUAGGACAGAGCUCCACCUGAACCAUUUGGCUGAGAACAAUGUGUUUGGAAUUGUGCCAUUGUCCAAGCCUGAGGAGAAGCAGAAGGCUGCUCAGCAGUUCAGUAAGCUACAGACAGCCAUGAAGUUGCUGGCCAUCUCCCCUGAGGAGCAGAAGGCCUGCUGGCUCAUCCUGGCUUCCAUCUACCACUUGGGGGCUGCUGGAGCUACCAAAGAAGCCGCUGAAGCUGGACGAAAGCAGUUUGCCCGCCAUGAAUGGGCCCAGAAGGCCGCAUACCUGCUGGGCUGCAGCUUGGAAGAGCUGUCCUCAGCUAUCUUCAAGCACCAGCUAAAAGGUGGCACCCUGCAACGGUCCACAUCCUUCCGUCAGGGCCCUGAGGAGAGCGGCCUGGGAGAAGGCACCAAACUGAGUGCUCUGGAGUGCUUAGAGGGCAUGGCGUCGGGCCUCUACAGCGAGCUCUUCACUCUCCUCAUCUCCCUGGUAAACAGGGCUCUCAAGUCCAGCCAGCACUCACUCUGUUCCAUGAUGAUCGUGGAUACACCUGGCUUCCAGAACCCUGAAUGGGGUGGCUCAGCCCGCGGAGCCUCCUUCGAGGAGCUAUGCCACAACUAUGCCCAGGACAGGCUGCAGAGGCUGUUCCAUGAGCGCACUUUCCUCCAGGAGUUGGAGAAAUACAAGGAGGACAACAUCGAGGUGGCGUUUGAUGACUUGGAGCCUGUCACAGACGACGCCGUGGCUGCUGUGGACCAGGCUUCCCACCAGUCCCUGGUUCGCUCGUUGGCCCAUGCCGAUGAGGCAAGAGGACUACUGUGGCUCCUGGAAGAGGAGGCACUGGUGCCAGGUGCGACGGAGGAUGCCCUCCUGGACCGUCUUUUCUCUUAUUAUGGCCCCCAGGAAGGUGACAAAAAGGGCCAGAGUCCUCUUCUGCGCAGUAGCAAACCACGGCACUUUCUCCUGGGCCACAGCCAUGGUACCAACUGGGUGGAGUACAACGUGGCUGGCUGGCUGAACUACACCAAGCAGAACCCAGCCACCCAGAAUGCACCUCGGCUCCUGCAGGACUCCCAGAAAAAGAUCAUCAGUAACCUGUUUCUGGGCCGGGCAGGCAGUGCCACCGUGCUCUCAGGCUCGAUUGCAGGCCUGGAAGGUGGCUCCCAGCUGGCCUUACGCCGAGCAACUAGCAUGAGGAAAACCUUUACCACGGGCAUGGCAGCUGUCAAGAAGAAGUCACUGUGCAUACAGAUUAAGCUGCAAGUGGAUGCCCUCAUUGAUACCAUCAAGAGGUCCAAGAUUCAUUUCGUGCACUGCUUCCUUCCUGUGGCCGAGGGUUGGCCUGGGGAGCCCCGAUCUGCCUCUUCCCGCCGAGUUAGCAGCAGCAGUGAGCUGGACCUGCCCCCGGGAGACUCCUGGGAGGCUGGGCUGCUACAACUGGAUGUGUCCCUGCUCCGUGCCCAGCUCCGGGGAUCCCGCCUGCUUGAUGCAAUGCGCAUGUACCGUCAAGGUUACCCAGACCACAUGGUGUUUUCUGAGUUCCGCCGGCGCUUUGAUGUCCUGGCUCCACACUUGACCAAGAAACAUGGACGUAACUACAUUGUGGUGGAUGAGAAGCGGGCUGUGGAGGAGCUACUGGAGUCCCUGGACCUGGAAAAGAGCAGCUGCUGCAUGGGCCUGAGUCGGGUGUUCUUCCGGGCAGGCACGUUGGCACGGUUGGAAGAGCAACGAGACGAGCAAACCAGCAGGCACCUGACCCUGUUCCAGGCGGCCUGCAGGGGCUACCUUGCCCGCCAGCACUUCAAGAAGAGAAAGAUCCAGGACCUGGCCAUUCGCUGUGUGCAGAAGAACAUCAAGAAGAACAAGGGGGUGAAGGACUGGUCCUGGUGGAAACUCUUCACCACUGUGCGGCCCCUCAUCCAAGUUCAGCUGUCAGAAGAGCAGAUCCGAAACAAAGACGAGGAGAUCCAGCAGCUGCGUGGCAAGCUUGAGAAGGUGGAGAAGGAGAGGAACGAGCUCCGGCUCAACAGUGACCGGCUGGAGACCCGGAUCUCAGAGCUGACAUCGGAGCUGACUGAUGAACGCAACACAGGAGAGUCCGCCUCCCAGCUGCUGGAUGCGGAGACAGCUGAGAGGCUCCGGACCGAGAAGGAGAUGAAAGAGCUACAGACUCAGUAUGAUGCACUGAAGAAGCAGAUGGAAGUGAUGGAGAUGGAGGUGAUGGAGGCCCGGCUCAUUCGGGCAGCCGAGAUCAACGGGGAGGUGGAUGAUGAUGAUGCAGGGGGAGAGUGGAGGCUGAAGUAUGAACGAGCUGUUCGGGAGGUGGACUUCACCAAGAAGCGGCUCCAGCAGGAGCUGGAAGAUAAGAUGGAGGUGGAGCAGCAGAGCCGGAGGCAGCUGGAGAGGCGGCUUGGGGACCUGCAGGCAGAUAGCGAUGAGAGUCAGCGGGCACUGCAGCAGCUCAAGAAGAAGUGCCAAAGGCUCACAGCUGAGCUGCAGGACACCAAGCUGCACCUGGAGGGCCAGCAGGUCCGAAACCACGAGCUGGAGAAGAAGCAGAGGAGGUUUGACAGUGAGCUUUCCCAGGCACACGAGGAGAGCCAGCGGGAGAAGCUGCAGAGGGAGAAGCUUCAGCGGGAGAAGGACAUGCUCCUGGCUGAGGCUUUCAGCUUGAAGCAGCAACUGGAGGAAAAAGACUUGGACAUUGCAGGCUUCACCCAGAAGGUUGUUUCCUUGGAAGCCGAGCUUCAGGACAUUUCUUCUCAAGAGUCUAAGGACGAGGCUUCGCUGGCCAAGGUCAGGAAGCAGCUCCGGGACUUGGAAGCCAAGGUCAAAGAUCAGGAAGAGGAGCUGGAUGAGCAGGCUGGGAGCAUACAGAUGCUGGAGCAGGCCAAGCUGCGUCUGGAGAUGGAGAUGGAGAGGAUGAGACAGACCCAUUCCAAGGAGAUGGAGAGUAGGGAUGAGGAGGUGGAAGAGGCCCGGCAGUCAUGUCAGAAGAAGUUGAAACAAAUGGAAGUGCAGCUUGAGGAGGAGUACGAAGACAAGCAGAAGGCGCUGCGGGAGAAACGGGAGCUGGAGAGCAAGCUCUCCGCGCUCAGUGACCAGGUGAACCAGCGGGACUUUGAAUCCGAGAAACGGCUACGAAAAGACCUGAAGCGCACCAAAGCGCUGCUGGCAGAUGCCCAGAUCAUGCUGGACCACUUAAAGAACAAUGCCCCCAGCAAGAGGGAGAUUGCCCAGCUGAAGAACCAGCUGGAAGAGUCGGAAUUCACCUGUGCAGCAGCUGUAAAGGCACGGAAAGCAAUGGAGGUGGAGAUGGAAGACCUGCACCUGCAGAUUGAUGACAUCGCCAAAGCCAAGACAGCGCUGGAGGAGCAACUGAGUCGCCUUCAGCGUGAGAAAAACGAGAUUCAAAACCGGCUGGAAGAGGAUCAGGAGGAUAUGAAUGAGCUGAUGAAGAAGCACAAGGCGGCCGUGGCCCAGGCCUCCCGGGACAUGGCACAGAUGAAUGAUCUCCAAGCUCAGCUCGAAGAGUCCAACAAGGAGAAGCAAGAGCUACAGGAGAAGCUACAAGCUCUGCAGAGCCAGGUGGAGUUCCUGGAGCAGUCCAUGGUGGACAAGUCCCUUGUCAGCAGGCAGGAAGCGAAGAUCAGGGAGUUGGAGACACGCCUGGAGUUCGAAAAAACCCAAGUGAAACGUCUGGAGAGCCUGGCCAGUCGGCUCAAAGAAAACAUGGAGAAGCUAACUGAGGAACGGGACCAGCGCACUGCAGCUGAGAACCGUGAGAAGGAGCAGAACAAGAGGCUCCAGCGACAGCUUCGUGACACCAAGGAGGAGAUGAGUGAGCUUGCCAGGAAGGAAGCUGAGGCUAGCCGCAAGAAGCAUGAACUGGAGAUGGACCUGGAGAGCCUGGAAGCUGCUAACCAAAGCCUGCAGGCUGACCUAAAGCUGGCAUUCAAACGCAUUGGGGACUUGCAAGCCGCCAUUGAGGAUGAGAUGGAGAGUGACGAGAAUGAGGACCUGAUCAACAGUGAGGGGGACUCAGAUGUGGACUCAGAGCUGGAGGACCGGGUCGACGGGGUCAAGUCCUGGUUGUCAAAGAACAAGGGACCUUCUAAGGCGCCUUCUGACGAUGGCAGCUUAAAGAGUUCCAGCCCAACCAGCCACUGGAAGUCCCUCGCCCCUGACCUAUCAGAUGAUGAGCACGAUCCUGUGGACAGCAUCUCCAGACCCCGGUUCUCCCACAACUAUCUGAGUGACAGCGACACAGAGGCCAAGCUGACAGAGACCAAUGCAUAGCCUGGGAUGGCUCAUGGCCCUCCCACCCCACAGCCUCUCCCAGGAAAUAGAGGGGUACCACUGCCCCCAUUUGACUGACGAUCUUCAUGGAAAACACCUCGGCUUUCUGCCAGGGGGACUCUCCAGGCUGUGGGUGUCUGAUAGCUCCACAUGGAAGAGGUGGGAGAAGCAGAGUCUCUGCAAAGAGAGCUUCUACUCUUGCCUCAGAAUGCCAUGCUCUUAGCUCCCUCCCUGGGCCGCUAUGGAUAUGUCAAGUGUCCUGGCACUCCAUGGAGCCGGUAGUGGACCUCCAUCUCAGCCUCCUGCUCAGGGAUGGUGGAUAGGUUACCUGCUGGACGGCUUGAAGUUGAUGGGCCCACGGGAAAGAGUCAGGAGGGAGCAGCAAUGCCUCCCCUCUGCUGGGGUGAGGGCUUUCUCUUCUCAGUGCCUGCUGUCUUUUUACUGUUUAAUUUAAAUACCCAAACCUCCAUGCAGCUGGAUCCCUGAGAGUGGGAGGGGCUGCUGCAGCUGGGCCCUGUGGGAUGCCUUGGGAAUCUCCUCUCCAUCUUCACUUCUUCAGAGGCCCUUUCUCAUGCAGCCUCCUGCCAGGAGACACUGGUGAGCCGAGCUGGGGCCCUGGUUCUUAGGAGACUGCAGGGUGGGGAGAAUGGCAGCUGGGUGCUUCUGGCUUGGACCGAGCAAGCCUUGUUGGAGUAUUAAGUGCAAUGAGCAAUUAUUUAAGAGCUGAUCUCUUCCACCUGCACCCACCCAUGGUUUCCAGCACUGCCUUCCUCUGACCGUAUUAUAGCCGGCCACUCAUUAGGCACUGAAGGCUUGUGGUGGGCACAGUGGAAGGUAGAUGUUUUGGUCUGUUUAUCAGACUAGAGUCCUAACCCUCUGUCAUCUUUCUCCUGCCCAUAACCCUGUUCCCACACACUUAUCCCAGAUACAGCAACAAGUGGUCUGGAUAUCUCAGUCAUUUACCAUAAAGGUCAUCCUGACCGUUCCACCGGAUUUGGGGGCCCAAAGGCAGUACCUGGUGCUGGACCCAUUUGCCAUCGCCCUUCCCUUCUGCAGUUGCUUUGUACUCAUCGGGCUGUGCUCUCCCUGUGGACCUGAUUGAUGUAAGGAAAUAAAAGGCCCCUUCCCUCCUGGC
This is a messenger RNA of Grammomys surdaster, 7366 nucleotides long. It is a transcript of the gene Myo18a, whose product is annotated as myosin XVIIIA. The coding region runs from base 82 to 6231 and encodes 2049 amino acids. NCBI's taxonomy places the organism in Eukaryota, Metazoa, Chordata, Mammalia, Rodentia, Muridae. Gene Ontology annotation, molecular function: ATP binding; cytoskeletal motor activity; protein binding. Gene Ontology annotation, cellular component: myosin complex. The record is from RefSeq and is a predicted model, not a curated record. The transcript is spliced from 41 exons.